CUGAGGUGGAGCUCAGUGUUUCCUGCUGCAGAGACUUUCUGGACUUUUUGUGUCCGUGUCUCUAAGGACAGACGAUCAUGGUGACCACGGAGACCCACCAGAGCCAGGACCUGCUGGUCCCCCCCAACAACCAGAACCAGAACCAGCAGGAGGAGCAGCUCUCCCCCUCAUCCCCCUCGUCCCCCCUGGCAGGGUUCGACCCCGAGACGAUGAGUCAGGGUCCCGUCAACGCCAUCACGGUCCUCACGCUGCUGGACAAACUGGUCAACAUGCUCGACGCCGUGCAGGAGAACCAGAACAAGAUGGAGGUGCAUCAGGUGGAAAUGGAGGGCGUUGUCAGAGGGAUCCAGGCUGAUAUGACCAAACUAUCCAAGAGUCACAGUCACACCUCCAACACAGUCAGCAAACUGCUGGACAAGAGUCGCAAACUGUCCGUCACCAUGAAGGAGGUUCGUGAUAAGAUGGAGCGUCAGGGCAUCCAGGUGAGGAAGCUGGAGGCAAACCACGCACACCUGAUCAGCAGGAACAACUUCAAGGUUCUCAUCUUUCAGGAGGAGAACGAGAUCCCGUCCACCGUCUUCGUGAAGGAUCCUCCUCCGUUUCCUCGUGAAGAUAUUUUGGAAGAAUGUGAUGAAUUGAUGGAGGGUGUUGUUGAAGGAAACCGUUCCCAGGAGGGCGGGCUCACGACCAUCGACCUGUCAUCUGAUGAGGACGUCGGGCUGGAAGCGGAGCUAGAAGAGGAGGAGGUGUGGCCUCGGGAUCUAGAGAACAUGGAGAAGUCCAGAGCCGAGAAACUGAAACGCUCCAGUCUGAAGAAGGUCGACAGUCUGAAGAAGGCGUUCUCCAGGCAGAACAUCGAGAAGAAGAUGACGAAGAUUGGAACAAAGAUUGUUUCUCAGGAACAACGAGAGAAGAUCAAACAGAAAACCUCGAGCCUGAAGGUUUCCCCUCUGACCUUCAGCAUGAAGAAGCCUCGCAGCAGCUCCGACUCUCAACCCCCCGACACUUCCCUUCAGGUGGAGGAGUCGGCCAUCACCGAGGCUGACGUCCAGCUCUCCCCGCUGGGCAUCACCGACCUGGAGAUUCCCUUCACUGAGGUCCACGCACAGCUGGCUCCGGCCGAGAGAGAGGAGGAGAAAGAGGAAGAGGAGGAAGUUGAGGAGAAAGAGGAAGAGGAGGAGAAAGCGGUAGAGAAAGUGGUGGAGCAGGAGAAGGAAGGCGUGGAGGGUCCGGACUCAGCUCUGUCCUCCCCCCCGGAGCAGCAGGAGUCUUAAACACUUGUUAGUGAAUCUUAUUGUUUAGAGGGUUCACUAACUGUUACACCUUUAAAGUGUGGAGCUGCGUAAUCAAUAUUUUAUAUCUGAUCAUUUGUGCUCAUAUUUUAUGUGAACUUGAAAACUACACAUUUCCAACAGUUCUUUUUAAAGUUUUGAAAGAAGUCGGAGAAUUAAAAUUUGAAACCUAAAAGAAUAAACACUUUAAUUUGGAGAAAUGUUCUUUAGUUUCGUUUAAGUUUCAGCUUCAUGUUUAUUCUCGUUUUCAUUUAAAAACAGCUGACUUCUAUAAACACGACCAGCUGAUCAACAGCUCUGACAAACAGAACAAAUCCCUGAAGACAUGAAACGUUCCGCUGAUGUUUCCUAAAGGAUCUCAAGGUUCCUCACAGCUUGUGUAAACGUUCUCCUGAUGUUCCCGUCUGCAGAGUUGAACAGAAAGUUUCCUGCAGUCUGUUGAUCUUUAUGCUGAAUCUGCCAAUUUAACUGCUUAUUAACGAGACAGAAACCUGAGGCUUUGAUUACAGGUCUAAAGUCAGUUCUUUUAUUUUGACAAACUUCCUGCUGCCAAAGAAAACUUCCAGUUUCCUGUCAUCAGGUGUGAGACUCGCCUGAAGUAUAAUCAAUAAAAUCUGUAACCACGA
Molecule: messenger RNA, 1918 nt
Organism: Cottoperca gobio
Lineage: Eukaryota; Metazoa; Chordata; Actinopteri; Perciformes; Bovichtidae
Gene: cavin2b
Product: caveolae associated protein 2b
Exons: 6
Coding region: 78-1274 (398 amino acids)
Cellular component (GO): cytoplasm; caveola
Molecular function (GO): protein kinase C binding
Source: RefSeq, a predicted model, not a curated record